UACCUAUGGAGAUACUGAGGAAAGAAAAGAUAAAGAAAGGAUUAACCCCACCAACGAGAUAUCGUGGAAAAAUCAAACUCUUUCUUUUCAUCUACCCAGGUACUAUUACACACUUUUACAGCAGGACUCCUGUUUGUGACUGAAAAACAGCUGGAGGUUAGGGCUACACCUAAAAACGGAUCUUUUAUACUUUGACUCACAAUCUUUCUACAGAUAAAGUACCCAAGUACUGUCCAUGUCCAGGGCUUUUGCCGGGAACCCCGAAAAUCAAAGACCCGAAAAUUAGACAAGCGGGGUGGAAAUUAUUCUACGCCUUAUCAGUCAUUUACCUUCUCUCAUUAUAAGAAGCAAGAUCUUACAACUUCUUGCCUCCGAAUUUCAUCUCAAAUAUUUUUGGGUUUGUUUACCGUUUGAAAGUAGACAUGGCUUCUAUUACGGCCAGCAGAACUCCUGCCUCUGGUCUUUCUGGCCAAGCAGACACUAAUACUUCCCAUCCUUAUACUUGCAACACUUGUCAAGUGGCGUUCAGAAACAGCGAUUUACAGCGAGGACAUAUGCGCAGUGAUUGGCAGUACGUUUGUUCACUUCUUUUUGACUUCAUAUAUUGACAAUCUUUACAGUCGGUACAACUUGAAGCGCCGUGUUACAUCUUUACCACCCAUUUCUUCCGAAGUUUUCACCGAGAAGGUCUUACAGGCACAAGCUUCUUCCACAGCCGCAGCUUCGAAGGCCGCGUACGAAAAGUCUUGCACGGUCUGUACUAAAACAUAUUUCAGUGAAAAUGCCUACCAAAAUCAUCUUAGUAGUCAAAAACACAAGGCAAAGGCGAUGGCUGUUGAUGGACACAUGGACGACGCAAGUUCCGUAAUGAGCUCAACAUUUUCAUUGGGGGAACCUAUGAAGACAAAUGGAGCAGCAGAUGAAGAUACGAAUGCGCAAGUCGAAGAAGUUUCUAAGGGUAUCAAGAAGACCACCCUCGAUGAUGCUGAAGAUUCUGCAACCACACCUACUGAGGAUGACGUUUUGGAGGAUGACGAUAAUGCCCUUGUUGAGGUUUCUACGAGUCGAUGCUUGUUCUGUAACGAGGAUUCAGCCGAUACAUCUGCUAAUGCUGCACAUAUGGAACGUACACACGGAAUGUUCAUCCCGGAGAAGGAAUAUCUGGUUGAUCUUGAAGGUUUAAUCGCUUUUCUUCACGAGAAGAUUUAUGAAGAUCAUGAAUGUUUAGGCUGUGGCAAACUCAAGCAAUCAAUUUUUGGACUUCAGACCCACAUGAGAGACAAACGCCAUUGCAGAAUCCGUUACGCUACCGAGGAAGAACAAAUUGAGAUUGGCGAAUAUUACGACUUUCGAAGCACAUACUCUGAUGAGGAUGAAUCGGAUUCAGAAGAUGCAUUACCAGGAAAGCAAAAGAGCGGAGGCGUUAAACUUGGAGCUAAACGCCCAACUACAAUUGAUGCUGAAGGAGACGAAGAAAUGGAAAACGGUGAUGGAUGGGAAACCGAUAGCUCUGAAUCUUCCUUGGAUUCCGCAGAUCUUACCGCAGUACCACUUGACGAAAGAACUCACCAAUAUGAGAAACUUCAUCAACAUCCUCAUCAUUCUCAUACAGAUCCUCGAUCACAUCACAGCAAGGACGGAUGGCACUCACAUGCUCAUAAACACAAUCAUGCUGCAUUUUACUCUGAUUACGAGCUUCACCUACCUUCUGGCCGUACUGCUGGACAUCGGUCAUUACAAAAAUAUUACCGUCAAAAUUUGGUCAAUCAUCCAUCACCAGAGGAGAGACAACGACGUGCAAUUGAGGCUGCUGAAAAUUCCGAUUCUGAAGUAGAGCAAGACGAACGUGUUGUUCGUCGCAAUGAGAGAGAACGUGGAAGAGCUCUUAUGAGUCGUGCAAAUGGAGGCCUUGGCAUGGCUGGCGUCACCGCUGAGAAGAGAAAAGAAGUCCAGGCAGCGGAGAAAAGGUCCAGAAAGGUGGAGACCAAUGAGCGACGUAAAUUUGAAUGGAGAAACAAUAAGCAGAACAACUCACAAAAACACUUCAGAGUAAGUUGUCAUCAACCAAACUUUGUAAAAAUGACUCCACUAACAACACGGUAUAGGAUCCAUUGUUGCAAUGAUUUCUCCGUUGGGUUUUCUGCAUUUCUGUUGGUGGGAUAUUCUCGGUUUACCAAAGACUCUUUAGAUAUCCAUAUCUCACGAUUUUUCAUGAGCAUCAUCGGUCGGUGGGCAAGAGUGGCAUUCAUUUUGGCGUUUUAAAGGAAUUGUUAUGAUUGAUGUUCUUAUAUGAGUAUAUAGUCAACAGUACAAAAUUUAUUGUUGUUGAAAUGUUUGU
Sclerotinia trifoliorum is the source of this 2338-nucleotide messenger RNA. The record is from the annotation of a GenBank genome assembly. Lineage: Eukaryota; Fungi; Ascomycota; Leotiomycetes; Helotiales; Sclerotiniaceae.